CUUCUCGGAGGGGAGAGGAACAUGUUCAACGUGGAGGCCCUGGAACGGGUGGAGCUGUGCGAGAGUCUCCUCACUUGGAUACAGACGUUUAAUGUGGAAGCGCCAUGCCAGACUGUGGAAGAUUUAACGAAUGGGGUUGUGAUGGCCCUGGUGCUUCAAAAGAUAGAUCCUGCGUAUUUUGAUGAAAAUUGGCUGAACAGGAUCAAAACUGAAGUUGGAGACAAUUGGAGACUAAAGAUAAGCAAUUUAAAGAAAAUUUUAAAAGGAAUUCUGGAUUAUAAUCAUGAGAUUUUAGGGCAGCAGAUUAAUGACUUCAUACUUCCUGAUGUUAAUCUGAUUGGGGAAACCUCAGAUGCUGCCGAACUUGGAAGGAUGCUUCAGCUCAUUUUGGGGUGUGCUGUGAACUGUGAACAGAAGCAAGAGUACAUCCAAGCCAUUAUGAUGAUGGAAGAGUCUGUUCAGCAUGUUGUCAUGACAGCCAUUCAAGAGCUGAUGAGUAAAGAGUCACCAGUCUCUGCUGGAAAUGAUGCUUAUGUUGACCUCGACCGUCAGUUGAAGAAAACCACAGAAGAGCUAAAUGAAGCUUUAGCAGCCAAAGAAGAAAUUGCUCAGAGAUGUCAUGAAUUAGAUAUGCAGGUUGCAGCAUUACAAGAAGAAAAAAGUAGUUUACUAGCAGAGAAUCAGGUGUUAAUGGAAAGACUAAACCAGUCUGAUUCUAUAGAGGACCCUAACAGCCCUGCGGGUCGGAGGCAUCUGCAGCUACAGACUCAGUUGGAGCAGCUCCAAGAAGAAACAUUCAGAUUAGAAGCAGCGAAAGAUGAUUAUCGAAUACGCUGUGAAGAGUUGGAAAAGGAAAUUGCGGAACUGCGGCAGCAAAACGAAGAACUUUCGACUCUGGCAGAUGAAGCUCAGUCUCUGAAAGAUGAGAUAGAUGUACUUAGGCAUUCUUCAGAUAAAGUGGCUAAGCUGGAAGGUCAAGUGGAGUCGUAUAAAAAAAAGCUGGAAGACCUUGGUGAUUUGAGGAGGCAGGUGAAACUCUUAGAAGAGAAGAACACAAUGUACAUGCAGAAUACUGUAAGUUUGGAAGAAGAGCUAAGAAAAGCCAAUGCAGCACGCAGUCAGCUUGAAACAUAUAAGAGACAGGUAGUGGAAUUACAGAAUAGAUUAUCUGAGGAAUCUAAGAAGGCAGAUAAAUUAGAUUUUGAAUAUAAACGGCUAAAAGAGAAGGUUGACAGUCUUCAAAAAGAAAAGGAUAGGUUAAGAACAGAAAGAGAUUCUCUUAAGGAAACCAUUGAAGAACUUCGAUGUGUACAGGCCCAAGAAGGGCAGCUCACUUCUCAAGGAUUGAUGCCCCUAGGAAGUCAGGAAUCUUCCGAUAGUCUAGCUGCAGAAAUUGUUACACCUGAAAUCAAGGAGAAACUUAUCCGUCUUCAGCAUGAGAAUAAGAUGCUGAAACUUAACCAAGAGGGUUCUGAUAAUGAAAGGAUCGCCUUAUUACAGAGCUUACUCGAUGAUGCAAAUCUACGAAAGAAUGAACUGGAGACUGAAAAUAGGCUGGUGAAUCAAAGACUUCUAGAGGUUCAAUCUCAAGUCGAAGAACUGCAGAAAUCCUUACAGGAGCAAGGUUCUAAAACAGAAGAUGCUAUUUCCGUUCUUCUGAAAAAGAAGCUUGAAGAGCAUCUUGAGAAACUUCAUGAAGCCAACAAUGAACUGCAGAAGAAACGAGCUAUUAUCGAAGAUCUGGAGCCAAGAUAUAACAAUAGCUCAUUAAAAAUCGAAGAAUUACAAGAAUCUUUACGGAAGAAAGAAGAGGAAAUGAAGCAAAUGGAAGAGCGGUAUAAGAAGUAUUUAGAGAAGGCCAAGAGUGUUAUCCGUACUUUAGAUCCUAAACAGAAUCAAGGAGCAGCUCCUGAAGUACAGGCCCUGAAGAAUCAACUCCAGGAACGGGAGCGAAUGUUUCAUUCACUAGAGAAAGAAUAUGAGAAAACAAAAAGUCAAAGAGAGAUGGAGGAGAAAUUUAUUGUCAGUGCCUGGUAUAAUAUGGGAAUGACCCUACAUAAAAAAGCAGCCGAAGACAGACUCGCUAGUACGGGUUCAGGGCAGUCCUUCCUGGCUCGGCAAAGGCAGGCCACCAGCACCAGAAGAUCCUACCCCGGCCACGUGCAGCCGGCCACGGCCAGGACUGUUUGACUGUCUAGGGAAGAAAAGUCUGAAUGUGUCUGUCUUCUAAUUUUUGACUUUCUAUAAAGCAUAUUUAAAUAAUCCGGUGUAUGCUCCUUUUAUUGAAAUUGUUGACAACAUUUGUCAGUUUUAGGGGAUUAUUUUUCAAGAGGAAAACAUUAGGAUCGAAUGCCUAAUUUUCUACAAGUUUAAACGAUAUACUGGUGAGACAGAAUUUCUCAGCAGUGUCAAAAUGAUCAGGUUAAAGUAAAACAGCAGUAAUUUUCCACCAAAAGGAAGUGACCGUGUUUUUUUUAAUAAAAUGCAGACAUGUAUAGCGUAUCGUGAUGCUUCUGUAUGAAACGUUUAAAAAUGUUGUAGGGAAGGACAGUCAGGUUUAGCAGUGGAUAUAAGAAUGUAAUUAUCAGCUAAGUUGAAGCUUACGAAAUGGAUCUAAAACUAUAUUUAGAGUGGUCCAGAUUCAUAUUCUUCCCUCUGUCUUCAGUGACAUAAGUGAAUUAGUUGUCUCUCUCUCCCUCCAUCUCUGCCCAAAAAGAAAAGAUGGUAGCAUAAGAAUUUUGGUUAUCCUGUGACAAGGUAUCCUUCCGACCUACUGCUGUAACCCUCUACCUUUGGCAUUACCCCAAAGUAGAUGAGUGACAGAUGCUGGUAUUAGAGCAGACUAUCAAGGCUUUCGGUGAAACCAUCCACAUUAGAAGUGCAGCCCUUACAACGCACACAGCCUUUUUGCGCGAGCUGUCAUCUUUGCUCCAUCAGUUCAUCCUUGAGAUACUGAGAUUGUAAUGUGCGCAAUAAAAACAAGUGACAGUAGUGUGGACUGAGAUGCCUGGAAUCAAUUUAUAAACUCCAGGCUAAGAAUUUGGAUGCUGGGUACUGGAGCCUGCCCGGCCAAGCGUAAGGACUUCUGUCUUCAUUCUCUUUGUUUAGUAGGGCACCCAUCCAGAUCUUGUGUCUCCUUUUCAUCCCCCAGUAUUCACAAUUUGUCCUUUCCUUCUAUCCAGAAGCUUUACCCGUGUCGCGUGUGUAACGGAAUACUGAUGUACCAUAGGCAGGUGGGAACCUUAGGCUGUUAUUUUUCUCCACCUGCCGACUUCUUUCUCUCCAGAAGAAAAUUCAGUUCCUUUUUCUCUGCCCCUCAGUACUUCUUCGUAGCGUCCUUUGUUACUUGUGCAUUAAGUGCACUGCUGCCGAAAGUCAGAUCAGUUUGCCUGGUUUAUCCUGUUGCUCCGUUUUCUUCUUCGUUGACUAUUGUUUAUCUCUUUUCCACCGUGAAAUGGGUUGACGUUUGAUGCCCACGUCCCCAUUCCGAUAACCCAGGCUUUUCCUUAUGAAGUUAGCCCCAGGUCUCACGCUUGAGGUGUUGGAGACAACUGCUGAGAAGAAAACCUCAAUCAGAAAGGCAGAAAGGAGACCUUUCAGUGGAGUAAAACCGCCAGAGCUCCUGGGAUGACUGCAGUGGGUAGGGUCAUGAGUACGGUGCCGAAAAGCGGGCAGGUAGGUUGAGAUCCCCUGCCCACUUUUAAAAGUGUACAGUGUAUAUGAAGUGGAGAGAUCCUUAGAAGUGAGAAGAAAGGGAUCAUGUUGUGGAAAAGGGAAGGGUGACUUCAAAUAUGAAUAUGGUCAAGCAGUGUCAUUUUCAAAUAUUUGUAUUUAUAUAUUAACAACCAUAUAUAAACUAUUCCCUCAAUAUAUAUACACAUAUUCAUUUGCAGAAUCAGAUAAACUUUUUAAAUGUACUUCAGGUUCUUUUUGAAACUACUUGUAGCGACUGUACCUGGUAUUUUUACCUUCCAUGCUCAGUGCACUUUACAAAUAUUGUAACGUACCAGUGAGAUAGGGACUCGUCCUUUCUAAUUUUUUUCAUGAUUCUAUAAAUGUCUUCCUUUCCCUCCCCAAAACUAGGUCACUAAGUUAAGAGACUAGGUCACUAAGUUAAGAGAUCAAGGCAUAGUGAAUAAGAGCACAUACCUGGGAGUCGGAAGGUCGUGGGUUCUAAUCCCGGCUCUGCC
Tachyglossus aculeatus (Australian echidna) is the source of this 4190-nucleotide messenger RNA. RefSeq names its product hook microtubule tethering protein 3 (gene HOOK3). Gene Ontology annotation, molecular function: dynein light intermediate chain binding; microtubule binding. The record is from RefSeq and is a predicted model, not a curated record. Gene Ontology annotation, biological process: cytoplasmic microtubule organization; cytoskeleton-dependent intracellular transport. The coding region runs from base 22 to 2190 and encodes 722 amino acids. NCBI's taxonomy places the organism in Eukaryota, Metazoa, Chordata, Mammalia, Monotremata, Tachyglossidae. The transcript has 24 exons. Gene Ontology annotation, cellular component: centrosome; cytoplasm.